AUGUCUGCGCCCGCCGCCCCUACGACAGCGACUCCCCCCGUCGCCUUCAACCGUCUUAAGCAGAUUGCUACGGAUGCUUGCCAAUCAGCCAUCGGCUCUGCUGAGUUCUACGAUCACGCUAAGACCGAGACAUGGAACUCUCAGAUCAUUUCCUCCGUUCUGAAGGCCGUCAUCUCUGAGUCGACACCCCAAGGCGGCUCCGCACCCGCAUACAAGUUUGCCUGCAACUCGACAAUCGUCCAGCACCUCGUCCCGACAUCCUCUCUCAACAAGUCCAAGGGCACCUCCGUUAAGGAGGAGGAGCCCUCCGUCUCCACGAGCGCCGAUGCGACCGCCACUGACGGCAAGCCCCACGUCGGCCGCCGCGGCAUGCACUCCGCCACCGGCGCCUACUGGGACGAGAAGAAGGACGGCAUGUGGUCCUACAAGUACGAUGGCGGCGAGGGCAAGGGCAUGGAUGUCGUGAUCAUGCUCAUCUGGGUCGCAAUCUAA
This is a messenger RNA of Colletotrichum paranaense, 492 nucleotides long. RefSeq names its product tctex-1 family protein. Gene Ontology annotation, biological process: microtubule-based movement. The transcript is spliced from 4 exons. The record is from RefSeq and is a predicted model, not a curated record. Gene Ontology annotation, molecular function: dynein intermediate chain binding. Bases 1 to 492 code for a protein of 163 amino acids. Lineage: Eukaryota; Fungi; Ascomycota; Sordariomycetes; Glomerellales; Glomerellaceae. Gene Ontology annotation, cellular component: cytoplasmic dynein complex; cytoplasm.